AUGUGCGUAAAGAAAAGACCUUACGUCACGUGACCGCCUCUUACUCCCAAACCCAUCAUUUGAGGAAUAACGCGACAUUUUCGUCUGAUUAGCGCCAGAUCCAGUUGUUUUCGCCGCUGUGCUUUAAUACAAAUGAAAUCGUAGGAUGCAACUGAAACGGACGCAGGGAUUCUAGCGACAUUCACGGACGGAACCGGAGUUUGGUUUUCAAGGCAGCUGAGACUGAAGUCUGUGUGCCUGGUUUGCAAGUGGAGGAAAGCAGUGAAUCAUGGCAGAAAACAACUUCCCCCCCCUUCCUCGCUUCAUCCCCCUUAAGCCGUGUUUUUACCAAGACUUCAAUGAGAUCCCAGACCAACAUCGCACCAUGUGCAAGAGGCUGUACUACCUUUGGAUCUUGCAUAGUGCCACACUAGCUGUGAAUCUGAUUGGCUGUCUGGCAUGGAUGUGUGGAGGCGGUGGAGCUACCAACUUUGGCAUGGCUAUCCUGUGGCUCAUCCUCUUCACCCCUUGUUCCUACGUGUGCUGGUUCAGGCCCAUCUACAAGGCCUUGAAGACUGACAGCUCUUUCAACUUCAUGGCUUUCUUCUUCGUCUUCAUGGCCCAGGUGGUGAUCAGUAUUAUCCAGACUGUUGGCAUUCCAGGCUGGGGAGUGUGUGGCUGGCUGGCCACCAUCACCUUCUUCAGCACCAACAUUGGCUCAGCUGUGGUCAUGCUGAUUCCCACCAUCAUGUUCACUGCAGUGGCUGUUCUCUCCUUCAUCGCCCUCUCAAAGGUGCAUAACUUCUACCGUGGCAGUGGUGGCAGCCUGGGUAAAGCCCAGGAGGAGUGGGCUACGGGUGCCUGGAAGAACCCCCAUGUCCAGCAGGCAGCCCAGCAGGCGGCCAUGGGGGCUGCUCAGGGUGCCAUGCAGCAGAACCAGUACUCAGCAGCUCCCACCUACAAUUACGACGAACCGAUGUAGGGCAGAGGAGGGGGCCAGGUGGCCGAGUGGGAGAACUAAAAAGGGAUCAAUUAAGAACACAAUUCAGAAUUAGGUGCCCGUCAUGAUAACACUGUAAGCUAAACUCAAACAGAACAAUGUAGAAGUCAUGUUUUUGGUGCAAAUGUACUGGGAUUUCAGUUUUUCACUUGAUUCACAUUAUUAUUGACAGUAAUAUAAAAAACAACAACAACAAAAACUGUUGUUACUGUUGUUUUAUGCUGCUCAGUUUCACCUGGUCAAUGUUGCUUUCCAACAGAGACAGCCUAAUAUAGGUAAACCCAAUCCCCUGAGCAUCAUCAGUUUAUUUGAGUAGGUGGUCUCCAAUGUCACUCUGUAAAUUUUUGAAUGACCUUUAAUGUGAUAUUUAAGGGACCGAAACAGCUAUAUUGUUAAGGGUGUUUACUUUUAUUAGCCUUGAAGAUCACCAUUGCUAAAACGUUUAUUUCUCAACUGCUGUACUGGACUAGCUAUUCGCCUGACAGCUAAAGUCUUGUAUACAAAUGUCAAGAAACUUUUAUUUCCCAUUUGACCUUUUUGGGAAACACCCUAAUUUAUUUUCUUGCUGAGAGUUAGAUGGGAGUAUAAUAUCAUCCCCAUGCGUCAACAAUAAAUGGAAUACCUUUGCUAGUAGCUAGCUAGCUUAGAUUAGCCAAAAGACUGGAAAUAGCUGAAACAGAGAGCUUAGCUUUAUCCGGAGAUAGCAAAAUCCACUUAGCAGCAGCUCUAAUUAUCUGACUAACUUGUUUUAUGUCACUUAAGAAGCUCUUAUGGGCUCGACACAUGGGGAGUGUUGUUGCUCCCACUCAAUUCAUUUCCUAUGGAACUUGUGCAAUGAGGCGACAAUCGCUUGCUCUCCUCCAGCCAAGCAACCAGCGAAAUUCGUGCAUGUGAAAUUUUGAGCUCGUACAUGUAGACGUGCACAUGCGGGCAGGCGACCCGACUCAGCAAAGUUCAACUUUUGUCGCAGUUGCAUGGCACUAAAACCAAUCAGUGAGGGUUCCAUUGACUGACCAAUGAGCGGAGAGUAUGCUACACGCUGCAGUCUGCAACCACUUUCAACAUAGAGGAAAGCAUCAUUUUAGCUGUGUUUGACUUUCCUAUAUUAUAUGACACUUCACACAGUGAUUAUCAAGAUACACAUAAAAAGGCAGCCGUAUGGAAACUGGUUGGUGCCAGGGUGAAUCUGUCCGGUAAGUUUUCUCCACUGUAAGAUUAGUGAAGUCUUAUCUUAGCAUGUGUAUAACAUCAAUAUUUACUAUCACUACGAAUACUGAAAUGUCAAAAUCCCUCCAAUUUCAUAACCAAUCAAAUUUCUUGGAGACAAGUGACGUGAGACAGCGAUUCGCAAUGCUGCCGUCGCUAUCGCGUCCCGUGUGUUGGGUUUCACCCCAGUGGCGAUGAGGGCCAAUUAUCGCUGUCGUUUGUCACUCCCCGUGUGUCGACCAGAGGCAGAUUUUGUUACAUUUUAACAAAGCCACACUAACUGUUUCUCACCGUUGAGUAAAUCGAUGUCCAACUGCCCAACUGGUUGGCGAGUGGUACCUGGAGGUUGCUGGCUGUGAAAUCAGUCAAAAAGAGCAUGCUACACCAACAACCCCCUUGUGAUUGCUUUAGUCAGUAGCAGGUUUCCGCAGUCGCCCUUAGUUUGACUCGAAGACACUGACUUGUCUGCAAACUGUCACUAACUACUUGCCAAGUGGCAGUAAAACUUGAAAAAAUGUGUCUUAAAUUAGAAAUGGAGAGCGUUGUGCUGUUUGAAACACGUUGGGAGCACCGCUGAGGCACAACUUCUACUUUGAAGGCAAACGCUCUGUUUCCAGUUUGCACUGCAAUUUGCACAGUACCGUCACAGCGCUGAGAGUAGCUACACAGUGUUUGUAGACAAGUUGGCAUCUUCCAUGCAACCUAUUGGCAACCGUAGCAGUCUGCUAGCAACCAAAGCAAAUGUUAUAUUUAUCAUAUAGAUAUGACAGUGGUAUUAUUGUUCAUUUCUUUACUUACAGCAAGAAAUAAAUUAGGUCAAACUACCUAUUUGUUAAAGAUGGUACAGUUGAAUUAAACUUUGGUAUUUUCUUUUAAUUUUGCUUUAA
Molecule: messenger RNA, 3072 nt
Organism: Archocentrus centrarchus (flier cichlid)
Lineage: Eukaryota; Metazoa; Chordata; Actinopteri; Cichliformes; Cichlidae
Gene: scamp5a
Product: secretory carrier membrane protein 5a
Exons: 7
Coding region: 269-961 (230 amino acids)
Biological process (GO): protein transport
Cellular component (GO): trans-Golgi network membrane; recycling endosome membrane
Source: RefSeq, a predicted model, not a curated record